Homo sapiens (human) is the source of this 2678-nucleotide messenger RNA. It is a transcript of the gene GOLPH3, whose product is annotated as golgi phosphoprotein 3. The coding region runs from base 286 to 1182 and encodes 298 amino acids. The transcript has 4 exons. The record is from RefSeq and is marked reviewed. Gene Ontology annotation, cellular component: Golgi cisterna membrane; mitochondrial intermembrane space; Golgi apparatus. Lineage: Eukaryota; Metazoa; Chordata; Mammalia; Primates; Hominidae. Gene Ontology annotation, molecular function: cargo adaptor activity; phosphatidylinositol-4-phosphate binding. Gene Ontology annotation, biological process: positive regulation of protein secretion; protein targeting to Golgi apparatus; Golgi organization.
AUAUUGGAAAGGCGCCGCCGCCGCCUCCGCCUUGGAGCUCGGGGUGUUUCGGGGACUGCGGCCACAGGCAGGAAGGCGCUCCUCUCCUGCCCCGCCGACGCCCGGCCAGCCCGCUUCGCCCUGACCUGUUUCCUCAUGACUGCCCCCGGCCCUGCUGCCGACGGACGUCGCCCCGGCGUCCGGAUUUAACACGGAAACCCGGAUCGGAGGCCGCGCGGGGAGGAGGAGGGCGACCCGGUCGGUCCUGCGACCCUCUCGGCCCGGCUCGGCGCCUCGGCGGGAGCCAUGACCUCGCUGACCCAGCGCAGCUCCGGCCUGGUGCAGCGGCGCACCGAGGCCUCCCGCAACGCCGCCGACAAGGAGCGGGCGGCGGGCGGCGGCGCCGGCAGCAGCGAGGACGACGCGCAGAGCCGCCGCGACGAGCAGGACGACGACGACAAGGGCGACUCCAAGGAAACGCGGCUGACCCUGAUGGAGGAAGUGCUCCUGCUGGGCCUCAAGGACCGCGAGGGUUACACAUCAUUUUGGAAUGACUGUAUAUCAUCUGGAUUACGUGGCUGUAUGUUAAUUGAAUUAGCAUUGAGAGGAAGGUUACAACUAGAGGCUUGUGGAAUGAGACGUAAAAGUCUAUUAACAAGAAAGGUAAUCUGUAAGUCAGAUGCUCCAACAGGGGAUGUUCUUCUUGAUGAAGCUCUGAAGCAUGUUAAGGAAACUCAGCCUCCAGAAACGGUCCAGAACUGGAUUGAAUUACUUAGUGGUGAGACAUGGAAUCCAUUAAAAUUGCAUUAUCAGUUAAGAAAUGUACGGGAACGAUUAGCUAAAAACCUGGUGGAAAAGGGUGUAUUGACAACAGAGAAACAGAACUUCCUACUUUUUGACAUGACAACACAUCCCCUCACCAAUAACAACAUUAAGCAGCGCCUCAUCAAGAAAGUACAGGAAGCCGUUCUUGACAAAUGGGUGAAUGACCCUCACCGCAUGGACAGGCGCUUGCUGGCCCUCAUUUACCUGGCUCAUGCCUCGGACGUCCUGGAGAAUGCUUUUGCUCCUCUUCUGGACGAGCAGUAUGAUUUGGCUACCAAGAGAGUGCGGCAGCUUCUCGACUUAGACCCUGAAGUGGAAUGUCUGAAGGCCAACACCAAUGAGGUUCUGUGGGCGGUGGUGGCGGCGUUCACCAAGUAACUCUGCUCGGGGUGAACCAUUCUCCUUUCUCUCAAGUAAACCAGUAGUUUUUCUUCUGUUGACUUCUGGUUUUCUGUAAUUUGUACUUUCCCACACUAUAAUUGGCUUCUGUUUUACAAAAUGGUGGGUGGCUUUUUCUUUUUUGUACGUGUACAGGAUUCUGCUGGUACGAGAGGCCUUCCUCUUUCUGUUUUUAAAAAAAGUUUUACUGCCAUAUUGGCAUUCCAUUCCCUGUUGCCAUCCUCACUGUUACCUGUUUUGGGUUUCUGGUCUACUUUGACUUUCAAAGUACCUCCAGCCUCCUCAUACGCACAGCUUUUGGAUGACCUCAGCUUGAGUUUCUCCAUAUGUGCAUGUACAUCUAGCAUUCUGCCUACAGUUCAGACAGAAGUCACAAAAAGGCCUUCAACUCACCAAAGGUAAAUAUCUGUAUCUAUUAGGACAUUUUUUACAUAGACUUCAGUUGAGAUGUAUACUUAGCAAAAUUAUUUUUAAAUUGAAACAGCACAGUAAAUACUUAAUAUAAAAUGUCCCUUGGAUUUUGCUUCCCAUGUAAAUCUAUUGUAUUAUUACACUUGUUAUAAUUUUAACUAUAAAGGUCCAAUUGUUUCACAGAGCCAGUUUGGGAUGGGCUGCAUUCCAUUUAUGCUGUAUAUAGUUUGAAUUAUAUAUAAAUUACCCCUUCUUCUGGCCACCCCUGCUCCCAUCUUAGUAUUUUGCAAGAUCUAAUCAGUUGUACACCUGGUGCCCCUCGCUUGCUUCAAUCAUGGUUAUUUGAUGGCAAAAUCGACCUCUUGUCGCUGAAGGAGAGAGAAAAGAUGUGUGUCUGAUUGGUCCUGGGAUUUUUUGAGCUGUGCCAUUUAUGGUACUCUUUGCCUAUGCAUCCCCUUGUUAGAUUUUUUUUAAAUUUUAUCUUACUGUUUUUAUAAUUUCUAUUGGGAAGAGGCUUGUGACCAGUACCAAUCUUGAGUUUCUUUUUCUGUCCACAAGUAAAUUAAUAUCUGCUCUGAAAUGUCAUUUAUCUACUCACACAUUCUUGGGGAAAAAAAUCAAAUGUCAGUCCUAGCAGAUGUUGCAUGUAAAUUGGUAGCAAGUAAUGAUUACAACCCAGAGGAUUAAGAAUUUUGUAACAGAAAGCUCUAUGUUUUAAUUUUUUAUAUACAAUUAGGAUAAUUAGCAUUGUCAGACUAUAAACCUUUGCUUUUUAAAGUUUAUUUUUACUAUUUCUUUAUCACUUUAUUGUAUCAUCACCAUUGGUUUCAUAAUGUAAAUACUAUAUGUUGAACAAAUUAAAUGUCAAAAUUUUUUAUUACCAUAGUCCAUGUUAAUAGUGGGGCUUUCAGGUGUUUAGAGAUUUUUUUUGUUGUUGUUAACAUUCAUUGCAAAAGUACUAGAUGGUGUAUAACUCUAGAGUUGAAUUUUAAGGGAUUCCCUAAUAUGUAUACUAUCUUUUUAUCUGAAGUAAUAAAUAAACAAUGAUCUUGAAAGUGCCUGAA